Molecule: messenger RNA, 1162 nt
Organism: Vigna umbellata (rice bean)
Lineage: Eukaryota; Viridiplantae; Streptophyta; Magnoliopsida; Fabales; Fabaceae
Product: jasmonate-induced oxygenase 2-like
Source: RefSeq, a predicted model, not a curated record
AAGAGGCAUGGGAGAGGUAGAGCCUGCUUUCAUCCAAGAGCUGCAACACAGACCAAAGUUGUGUGUGAUCGAAGCUGAAGAAAUUCCUGUGAUAGAUCUCUCUCCAGUAACGAAUGAGGCAGUUUCAGAAGCAUCUUCCAUUGAAAGGUUGGUGAAGGAGAUAGGGAGUGCGUGCAAGGAAUGGGGUUUCUUCCAAGUAAUCAACCAUGGGGUGCCCCUCAAUCUGAGAGAAAACAUUGAGAAAGCUUCAAGGAUGUUCUUUAGUCAGAGUUUGGAGGAGAAGAGGAAGGUUAGCAGAGAUGAGAGGAAUGCGAUGGGUUAUUAUGACACUGAGCACACCAAGAACGUUAGGGACUGGAAAGAAGUGUUUGAUUCUGUAGCCAAAGACCCCACUCUGGUUCCUCUCACUCCUCAUGAACACGAUGAUCGACUCACUUACUGGACUAAUUCCUCACCUCAGUACCCUCCACACCUCAGGAGUACAAUCAAAAAGUACGUUGAAGAGACAGAGAAAUUGUCCUUUAAAUUAAUGGAGCUUAUAGCUUUGAGCUUAGGCCUUGAAGCUAAAAGGUUUGAGGAAUUUUUUGUGAAGGAUCAAACUAGCCUUUUUCGUCUUAAUUAUUAUCCUACAUGCCCUAGUCCACACCUAGCCCUUGGUGUUGGUCCACACAAGGAUGUCGGAGCCUUAACCGUUCUUGCACAAGAUGAGGUUGAAGGACUAGAAGUGAAACACAAUGGAGACUGGAUAAGAAUUAAACUCAUCCCAAAUUCCUUCAUUAUCAACCUUGGUGAUAUUGUUCAGGUUUGGAGUAAUGAUGCAUACGAGAGUCCAGAGCAUAGAGUGGUGGUAAACUCUGAGAAAGAAAGAUUUUCCUAUCCAUUCUUCCUCUUCCCUGCACAGGAAACUGAAGUCAAGCCUUUGGAGGAGUUGAUAAAUGACCAAAACCCUUCCAAAUAUAGGCCAUACAAAUGGGGCAAGUUUCUUGUUCACAGAUUUAGCACCAAUUUCAAGAAACGAGAGGUGGAUAACAUUCAAAUAUUACAUUACAAGAUAAAAUAAUAGUAUAUAAUUAACGUCAUUUGUCUUAUGUCUGUAAAAUUCUGAAUUGGGAAUAAUAUGUAGCACUGUUAAUCCAAAACAUCAUUUCUGAAGUGAAUGACG